Molecule: messenger RNA, 2831 nt
Organism: Coffea eugenioides
Lineage: Eukaryota; Viridiplantae; Streptophyta; Magnoliopsida; Gentianales; Rubiaceae
Product: protein RETICULATA-RELATED 5, chloroplastic
Exons: 7
Coding region: 206-2428 (740 amino acids)
Source: RefSeq, a predicted model, not a curated record
UACAAUUUUUAAACGACAAAUACGUUCAACGCUUUAAGCCUCAACGUGAAUCCCUCCACCAACCCUCAACCCCAUCCCCAACCCAUCCAAAAAAGUGGACUUCAACAAUCCUCCGAUGCGCGGACCAUGUGGUGUUUGCAAGACUAAGAGCAUCAAAAGGAGGGAGCACUGCUACUGAAAUCCUGGGCCACUGAGCAGUGUAAAAAUGAAGCCCCACAUUCACCGUUCCACUGACUUCAGCUCAAGACCACUUCUCCACUUUAAUACUCAGAGGAGUCGUCCUGUACCCCGUCGUUGCGUCUUCCCUGAUGAAAUUUCAUUCAACAGCCGCCAGCUUCGCACUUUCAGGCUGGAGCAUGGCCACGUCGGAGUCUCCGUCCGUUGUCGUCAAAUUCCGGUGGACCAUGGCGAAUAUUCUGGGCCUAGAAGGCGUGAUGUUCUUGUCGCGCCUCUCCUGGCUGUUGGCGCCUGCGUUCUACGGUCGGCAGUCGCCAGAGCGGAUGAGAAGCCUCCGGAGGUAGCUCCCACUGCGACUGUUACGCCAGAAGCGCAGCUGGAGGCGCCCGUGGAGGAGGUGAUUAAUUCGAGGAUUUACGAUGCGACUGUGAUGGGAGAGCCGUUGGCGGUUGGGAAAGAUAAGACGAAGGUAUGGGAAAAGGUGAUGAAUGCUAGGAUAGUUUAUUUAGGUGAAGCUGAGCAGGUGCCUGUUCGCGACGAUAGGGAAUUGGAGCUGGAGAUUGUGAAGAAUUUGAAGAAAAGAUGUGACGAGGCAGAGCGGCGGAUUUCUCUGGCUUUGGAUGCAUUUCCUUCUAACCUACAAGCUCUGCUCAAUGAAUAUUUGGAUAAAAAGAUUGAUGGAGAAACCCUCAAAUCUUUUCUUAGACACUGGCCUCCUGAGCGCUGGCAGGAAUAUGAACCUCUGAUCAGUUACUGCCGAGAUAAUGGAAUUCAGCUGGUUGCGUGUGGCAUUCCACUUGAGAUCUUAAGAACAGUUCAAGCUGAAGGAAUUCAUGGACUUUCUAAAGCUGAUCGGAAAAAGUUUGCGCCACCAGCCGGUUCAGGCUUUAUCUCGGGGUUUUCUUCAUUCUCACGCAGAUCACCAAUGGAUACAAAUUAUGCAUAUCAAUCUACUCCUUUUGGGCCAAGUUCAUAUUUAUCGCUACAGGCAAAAGUGGUUGAGGAUUAUACCAUGUCUCAAAUUAUCUCGCAAGCUGUGACAGAUGGUGGAGCAACGGAUAUGCUAGUUGUAGUGACAGGUGCAAGCCACGUUACAUACGGAUCAAGAGGGACUGGACUACCUGCUAGGAUUUCAAGGAAGAUGCCAAAGAAAAAUCAAGUGGUCAUUCUGCUUGACCCUGAAAGACAGCAGAUACGGAGAGAGGGAGAAGUUCCUAUUGCUGAUUUCUUGUGGUAUUCUGCUGCGAGACCUUGCAGUCGGAAUUGCUUUGAUCGUGCAGAAAUAGCCCGAGUGAUGAAUGCUGCUGGUAGAAAGCGGGAUGCAUUACCCCAGGACCUUCAGAAAGGACUUGAUCUUGGUCUGGUAUCUCCAGAAGUGCUACAGAACUUUUUUGAUCUAGAGAAAUAUCCUGUUAUUUCAGACUUGAGUCAUCGUUUCCAGGGCUUUAGAGAGAGAUUAUUAGCAGACCCCAAAUUUCUGCAUAGAUUAGCUAUAGAAGAAGCUAUAUCGAUAACAACCACACUCCUGGCGCAGUAUGAAAGGCGUAAAGAAAAUUUUUUUUAUGAGCUUGAUUACGUCAUCACGGACACACUGAGGGGAUCGGUUGUCGACUUUUUCACAGUGUGGCUUCCUGCCCCGACACUCUCAUUCCUUUCAGUUUCUGAUGGUUUUAGUGGACCUGAUCGCAUGGAAGCAUUAAAAGGUCUUCUUGGUUCUAUCCCAGAUAAUGCUUUUCAGAGAAGUCCAGCUGGGAAGGACUGGAAUUUGAUUCAUAGAGUUGCUUCAGUACUUAUUGGUGGUCUGAAACUAGCAGGAGUUGGAUUCAUAUCUAGCAUAGGAGCUGUAGCUUCAUCGAACGUUGUAUAUGCAAUGCGGAAAGUACUAAAUCCUGCCCUUGCUGUCAAACAUCCAAUUAAACGCUCACCAAUACUGAAAACAGCAGUUGUAUAUGCAUGCUUUCUUGGAACAUCAGCGAAUCUCCGAUAUCAGGUUAUUGCAGGGCUAGUGGAGCAUCGGAUUUCAGACAAAUUUAGUGAUCAAGCAUUUCUUGUAAAUAUGCUAUCCUUUGUUGUUCGAACGAUCAACUCCUACUGGGGAACCCAGCAAUGGGUUGAUCUAGCUAGAUUCACGGGACUUCAGGCUCAGAAGAAUGAAAAGGUUUCAUCUGAGACAUCAGAUUCUCCUGAACCUGCUGCAUUGGAAUGUAAUGCUCCAGAAGAUGCCAACAUUGAUGAAAUCAACGAGCAAUAGAUGGAAACCCACAACAGCCCACUGCAUGGGCUUCUUAUACAACCUUAAAGAAAUGAGUUUCAAUAUUUCCAUCGUUUUGCUUCCAGACCAAGAGUAUCUGGCGCAUCUAUUAGAGUUUUGCACUUCAUAAAAUUCAAUAUAGGGCGAGUGGGAAGAACUUCUUUUCAUGGAUUGUGCUGUUUAUUGGUGCUCCAUUGUUGAAGAUACCCGCAAAAAAAAGAAAAAGCCAGAGAAAAGUGGGAGGAUUGAAACUAUAAUUUUACUUAUAAUAUAUAGGGCAACCUUUAUAUCACAAUUUUUUACUGUUCACAACAUCCUGUGUAUAAAAUGCAACUGGAUGAGUGAUACAAUUUGGUGAAUGAUAUACAUUUGUUUAAGUCCAUUUCAGUAAGCUUAGUGAACA